GCAAAUGAGGAGGGAGAAGCUCAGGGGGAAAAGGGAGACGGCGCAAAGUAGGGGAGCAAUCAAAGGAGGGAAGAGAGGGAGGCGAAUCAGAGGAACAAGCUGCAGGACAGAGGAUCUAUAUAAACAGACGAGGGCGGCAAAUCAGGUUCGACACAGGCAUGGGCCAGCAAAUAGGACCACAGUCAGCCCUGGGCGGAUCUGCGAUCUGCUGCCUGGAUGCUGCAGAUGGACUGACUGGCGCUGUCGAGGGGCUGCAGGCGACAGGCGACAGGCGAAUGGGCGGCCCGCGGGAGCGGACGGAUGACGAGGGCCUCGUUCAAACGCUCGGCGUCGAAUCAGAGAUGACGGCCAGUCAGAAGCAAGGCAAGGCAGGGCAAGGCAGGGCAAGGGCAGGACAGCUCAAUGCGCAUCAGCCGAAGCGUCGGGUCAAACGGGCUUGGCUGAACCCUGUUUCAGCAUCAUGGAAAGCAUCUUGGGAGCAAGUGCCAGUUGUACAAAAAAGGGGGCCAAAGACGCACGUCUCCUCGCUUCUUCUCUGGCACUUCCAGAACAAUGCUCACGUUGAUGGACCUGCAGCUCUGCAUCCCGCCGAGUCGAGACGAAAAGCCCGUGAGGGAUUCCUUUGGUGCCCGUGGCUGCUUCUAGCUCCCGAGGCGGAUGGUGUGGCACGACUCCAGCGCUGA
This is a messenger RNA of Trichoderma citrinoviride, 683 nucleotides long. RefSeq lists its product as hypothetical. The transcript is spliced from 3 exons. The coding region runs from base 159 to 683 and encodes 174 amino acids. The record is from RefSeq and is a predicted model, not a curated record. NCBI's taxonomy places the organism in Eukaryota, Fungi, Ascomycota, Sordariomycetes, Hypocreales, Hypocreaceae.